Corvus hawaiiensis (hawaiian crow) is the source of this 3015-nucleotide messenger RNA. RefSeq names its product centrosomal protein 44 (gene CEP44). Bases 1428 to 2606 code for a protein of 392 amino acids. NCBI's taxonomy places the organism in Eukaryota, Metazoa, Chordata, Aves, Passeriformes, Corvidae. The transcript is spliced from 10 exons. The record is from RefSeq and is a predicted model, not a curated record. Gene Ontology annotation, cellular component: spindle pole; centrosome.
UCGGGCGGGGCUUUGUCCCCGCCGUGCGGGCCGGCGGCGCGGCCCAGCUCCCAGCCCAGGGCUCUCCCUCUCCUCGGAGACGGCGAGCCCCGGGGGAAGGCCCGGUCUCCGGUUGUUGUAGGGGCGAGGAAAGGCGGGUGUGGAGCCUCGGUCCUGCUCUUGCGAGUUUGCCAUAGCGCGCUGGCUCCGGGACCACAACCCGCCUUACCGUGUUCUGGCUGGGACACGCUUUUUUUCCCUCUGGUGUUUCGCUGGCGCCCAGAGCAACCAGCCUAGGAGGCACAGUCUCUUGUGCGGUUCGCUCGUGUGCAGGUGGCCUCUGUGUGGCUGGCACGACGGCGAAGUCCAGUACUUGUCAGUGACGUUUUUGCAUCUCUGCGUAAUGUGGUUUUCCCCCCAGCUGCCCGCCCUAAGCAACAGGAGAGUCUAGAUUCAAUUCGAAGAAAUUGAAAGUCUAGUUGUUGGGCGUUUCAAAGACAACGUUUACGGUGUUAACGUACUUGGUAACUUGCACGGGGUAGUUUUUUUUGUUUGGUUGUUUUUUUUUUUUACAUUGAUUCUUUGAAUACCAUAUGCGGUUUUGAGAAUUCUUCUUUGAGCCACUUGCUUAAAGUUGUAUGUUAUCAUAUCUUGAAACUUUGUUAUACUCGAUUUUACUCUUGAUAGUCAGCACUCUGUAACUUCUGUAACUAAUUCCUACAGACAAAAGCUAUGUACCUCAUUUUACUGUGUUCACCUUCCCAAGAUUUUCUACCAACUUGACUUAUUUUUUUUAUUUUUAUGAUCUCUUAAGUUGUUUUGUAGUGACAGUACUUACCAGUUUUUACAUCCAGACGUCUGGUGUAAAAAGAAAGGAUUGUUGAUACUUUUGGGAAACAGCCUAUAUGAUUAGGCAAAAUCCUGUGCAAGUGUCUUCUUGAGUAUUUGCAUUGCAGAUUAAAGCUUCAGUUUUUUGUCAGACUCUUUUGAGAUUUGUCUUACUAUCUAGUUAAAUUUGCAAAACCAUAGAAUGGAUCAUAUUGUAACAUAAUGCAGGAAGAAUAGCUGUCUCAAUUUCCAAAUAAUUGGUUAAAUUCUUCCAAGUUUUCAACAAUAAGUGUUGUGUACUUUUGUUUAGCCAGCUCUGCAUUCCUAAUAAUCUUUCAGAUAUCUUUGACUUUGGUAGUUUGUCACAUUGAAGAUUACUGCUUGGUCCUAUUUAAAAUGAAUGAAGAUGAUGGUUGAUUUUAAUUGGUAUUGAGCUGUAGUUCUGUGCUGUAUUGUAAUGCUUUGGAAAAAGGAGUGUCUAGAAAGGGGGGCAAAAACCUUUGAAUUUCAGUGGUAAUUCUAUUGUAUUUGUAAUUUUGUAAUUUUUGUGUACAUAUUUUUUUUGAACAGACAUACUUUCUUUUAUUUAAUAAUCUAAAAGAAGAAUAGCAUUUAGAAUAAUGGCAACAGGAGACCUAAAUGGAAGUUUAAGAAAGAUAGAACAAGGACUUCGCUUGUUAAAUUAUCCAAGAGAUGUGGAUUAUACAGUGUUAGUGAAGGGUGAUCCAGCUGCAUUUUUACCUAUCAUCAGCUAUUGUUUUACAUCUUUUUCAACUUGCAUAGCAGAGCUUCUGGUAAAGUGUGAUGUGGAACUGACAGCAAAGAGUGACUUGCGUUUUAUCGAAGCUGUUUAUAAGUUUCUUCGAGAUCAAUUUCAGUAUAAACCAAUUUUAACAAAAGAGCAGUUUCUUCAGUGUGGCUUUGCGGAAAGAAAAAUGCAAAUUGUUUGUGACAUUGUUAACUGUGUGGUGAAGAAACAUAAGGAGUUGAGUAACUCUAGUAAGGUUAAAUCCCAAACGAGGAAGAAAAUCAGACCUUUUAAAUCUGAAGUAUGGUCAAACUGUGGUAAAGGUCUUGCUGAUCCUAGUGGCAGUGCUCUGAAUUCCAGACAGAAGCCUCUAGUCGAACGGCACUCAGGAAAAGAAGUUAGUGGUGACCUUCAUCCACUACCCCUUCCAGCACAGGGAGGGAAUGAGGAAGAAUUGUGCCUAGAUCAUGAUAUUGUGGAAGUUAAAUGUGAACAAGUCAUAGAAGAUAAUUUAGAAAUUGAGUUUUUAAAGAAUCAGCUUGCGGAUUUCCAGGCAAAGCUUCAUAAGCUAGAUUGGAUGGAAGAUAAGCUACGAGUUUUAGAAGAGAAACUGCAAGGAAAGGUGAUCAUAGAUGAGAAGGACUGGAAUAACCUAUUGAAUCGAGUUUUGCUUCUUGAAACAGAACUGUUGUUACAAUCCAAAAAGAGAGACUUACCUAAAGAGUUCAGCAAUAUAAAUCAAGAAAGUACUUCUAGAAGCAUUCCAGUUUCUCUUGAUACAGAGAGGAAUGAGGAGAUGCCGGAGAGUCAUCUUCAGUCGUCUGGAUGCAGUUCACUAUUAUCCACAGACCAAUCUCCCAAAGACAUGACCAUUAAUUCUUGUGAUCUGACAGACAUUUCAAAGGAGACAAUAAGGCAAAGAAUGGAAAAGAUAAGUAAAAUAAUUGAAGAAACCUUCAAAUUGCUCAAAACACCAAGUCCACAUCUGGGAAUACCUGAAAGCACAGGUCUUCAGACCUGGUCUCUGCAGACUUAUGGAUACCAGAAGUAAUAUGUAUAUUUGUACAGCAUUAAAUUUUUAAUAUAUCAAAUUUAUAAUGAUCACCAGUGCUUUUAUUUCGUUGAAUAAGUAUUUUACUCAUGCAUCUGUGUAUGGAUUUCCCUCCCCACGACCACAAUUUUAGGUUUUAAAGACUGUACACAUAGCUUCUUCCCCCCUCCUUGCUCUUUUUGUAAAUUUAAGUCAUUACAGGAGUGUAUUCUUGUGUUGACAUUUGUUAGCAGUGUGCUAAGUAAUAUGUUUUUUAAAGUGCGGGCUUGAGGACCAUGGUUUACAUCCUGUUGGAAACAUUCCAGCUGUAACUUUCAUAUUACACCCAAGAGGCAUUCUUACAUACCAUCUUACCAUCUGUACUGUUGAAUAAGUCUUAAUAAAAAACUUACAUACACAGUUUCAAAUA